AGGCAGAACUCGACGCGGAUUCUUCUGGAGACAACAGAGGGGAAAAAGAUUGGAGCUCCAGGGCGCGGUAGUCGGGCGAUGGCUACUGAACCGGAGGAGAUUUUGGCUCCUAAGAAGCAAGAGGAGGCUCCGCUGGUGAAGCUGGGUGGGAAUUCUGUCCGUGGGCCGGGAUCCACCCUGGGGGAUGGCGACGCCGGGCCGGAGAGCUUCCGCCGACGCUUCAGGAUGUUCCGCUACCGAGAGGCGGAUGGACCCCGGAAGGCCCACGGCCGGCUCUGGGAACUCUGCCGGUGGUGGCUGAGGCCCGAGGUCCACACCAAGGAGCAGAUCCUGGACCUGCUGGUGCUGGAGCAGUUUCUGACCGUCCUGCCCGGGGACCUUCAGGCUCAAGUGAGGGAGCGACGUCCGGAGAGCGGCGAGGAGGCGGUGGCCGUGGUAGAGGACCUGAAGAAACGGCCGGGGACACCAAGACCGUGGGUUUCAGGUCGGGACCGUGGACAGGCAGUGUCCUCAGAGGAGACAACCGACAAGGGAAAAGAGGAGCCACCUCCGAGCCUAAUGCCGAAAUCCACCGAGCCCCAGCCCUUCCUUGGCUCCCAGGAGGAACAGGACCAGCACCCGAAACUUCAGGCGCAGCCUAACUGUGAUCCGAAAGGGGAACUUCAGUUCCUGACAGAGACAGCUCUGUCUGCUCCCCAGGUGCCUGCCCUUCCCCGAGCGGCGGGUGCCAGAGAUGGGGAGAUGGCGGCUGCCCUCCUCUCAGCCUGGUCUCAGGUAGAGCAAACUGACUCGGGCCUCCUGGUUUUCCAGGUGCCGGUGACGUUGGAAGACGUGGCGGUGUAUCUCUCUCGAGAACAGUGGGCACGGCUGGACCCGGGUCAGAGAGACCUCUGCCGGGAUGGCGUGCAAGGGAACUAUGGUUUUGAAAUCAGGAGCCAGAAGGAGGAAGGGAAUUUUAAGGACACGGAAACCCAGCAAAGGAUAUCAAAGAAGUCCGAAGGGGCUGUUCCCCAGAACCCUGAAUGGGGAGAAGUCUGCGAGAAUGAGGGCAGGUCCGAAAAACGGCAGGAACGUCCUCAGGGAAAAGUAGCCCUCCUGGAAAGAGGCUUCAGGGAUCUAGCAGACCUGAUUGCCCACAAAAAAAGCCUGGCGGGGGAGAAGCCCCAUAAAUGUAGUGAGUGUGGGAGAUGCUUUCACCAGAGCGCAGAGCUGUCCCGGCAUCGCCGAACACACACCGGCGAAAAACCACACAGAUGCAAUGACUGUGGAAAAACUUUCAGCUGGAGCUCGCAUCUUAUUCAACACCGGCGAAUCCACACGGGAGAGAAACCCUACGAAUGCCGCGAGUGUGGGAAAACCUUCAGCUGGAGCUCCAAUCUAAUCCAGCACCAGAGGAAUCACACGGGUGAGAAACCCCACAAAUGCGACGAGUGCGGAAAGGGCUUCAGCCAGAAUUCCGACCUCCGGAAACAUCAGAGGACCCACACAGGCGACAGGCCCUACAAAUGCAAAGAGUGCGGCAAGGGCUUCCACAAGAGCCUCGAACUUACUCAGCAUCAGCGAAUCCAUAUGGGGGAGAAACCGUACGAAUGUCGGGAGUGCGGGAAGACUUUCAGCUGGAGCUCGCACCUCAUUCAGCACCAGAGAAUCCACACGGGCGAGAAGCCCUAUGAAUGUAGCGAGUGCGGGAAAACCUUCAGUUGGAGUUCCAACCUUAUUCAGCACCAGAGGAACCACACGGGCGAGAAACCUCACAAGUGUAGUGACUGUGGGAAGAGCUUCAGCCAGAGCUCCGAUCUCAGGAAGCACCAGCGAACCCACACGGGGGAAAAACCGCAUAAAUGCAGUGACUGUGGAAAGUGCUUUAGCAGGAGCUCCAGUCUCGUCAUGCACCAGAGGACCCAUACAGGAGAGAGGCCUUACGAGUGUAAUGAGUGUGGGAAGAGCUUCAGCCGAAGUUCAAACCUAAUUCAACACCAGAGAAUUCACGCUGCCCGGAAGCCCCACAGCUGCGGGCAGUGCGGGAAGCGCUUCCGCUGGGGCUCGGACUUGGCGAGGCACCAGAGGACCCACACCGGGGAGAAGCCCCACAAGUGCCGGGAGUGCGAGAAAAGCUUCCGCAGCUCCUCGGACCUCGUCCGCCACCAGGGAGUCCACACGGGGGAAAAGCCCUUCACCUGCCACCAGUGCGGGAAGAGCUUCAGCCGGAGCGCCUACCUCACCGACCACCAGCGGAUCCACACCGGGGAGAAACCCUACGAGUGCGGCGACUGCGGAAAGAGCUUCUCCCUCCGCUCCUACCUGCUGGACCACCGGAGAGUGCACACGGGAGAGAGGCCCUUUGGCUGCACCGAGUGUGACAAGAGCUUCAAGCAGCGGGCGCACUUAAUAGCGCACCAGAGCCUCCACGCAAAGAUGGGGGCUCAGUCCACGUGAGGCUGGGAGAGAGCGGACCCUUCGGGGACGGCUCCCGGAGGCCCAAGGCCUCUCUUCCUCCAGGGAAGGACACCUGGGGCGGGGGGACUCGGAGGGCUCCGGGGCCCCCGUCCCGUCCUCCCUCCUCUGCCUAAACAUCCAUAACUUAUACA
Molecule: messenger RNA, 2588 nt
Organism: Tachyglossus aculeatus (Australian echidna)
Lineage: Eukaryota; Metazoa; Chordata; Mammalia; Monotremata; Tachyglossidae
Product: zinc finger protein 436-like
Exons: 6
Coding region: 79-2436 (785 amino acids)
Biological process (GO): regulation of transcription by RNA polymerase II
Molecular function (GO): DNA-binding transcription factor activity, RNA polymerase II-specific; RNA polymerase II cis-regulatory region sequence-specific DNA binding
Source: RefSeq, a predicted model, not a curated record